This is a messenger RNA of Macrosiphum euphorbiae (potato aphid), 1377 nucleotides long. NCBI's taxonomy places the organism in Eukaryota, Metazoa, Arthropoda, Insecta, Hemiptera, Aphididae. The record is from the annotation of a GenBank genome assembly.
AUGGCUCUAAAUAUUAGUUCAACGGUUAUAUUAAACGAUAUAAUGACCACUCAACUGGACUUGGAAGAAUUAAAACUCAACAUCGACGAUAUGUUCUUAGUUAUCAAUGGAAUAAUUGUAUCCUUUAUGCAAGUAGGAUUCGCAUGUUUAGAAGCUGGAUGUGUGCAGCCCAAAAACGUAACUAACAUUUUGAUGAAAAAUAUAUUGGAUUUAUUCAUCUGCGCGAUAUCGUACUGGCUGGUGGGAUACGGUUUGGCGUACGGUGGCGGUGGUUGUUUAUAUUACGGUAAAGAAUUCUUCGCGGGCGUCGGUAUGCCGUCAAGCCAAAACGGCGUUUGGUUCUUCCAGUACGUGUUUGCAGCGACCGCGGCAACCAUCAUAUCGGGGGCUGUGGCGGAGAGGUGCAAUUUCAUAGCAUACAUAUUCUACAGCGUUAUCGUAUCGGGUGUGACGUAUCCCAUCGCCUCACACUGGACUUGGUCACCCGACGGUUGGUUACUAAAAAUUGGGUAUUCCGAUUUUUCCGGCGCCGGGACAGUGCACCUACUGGCCGGCACCUGUUCAUUCGUCGCAGCUCUGUUCAUCGGCCCGCGGAACGGACGUUUUAGCACCAUCGCUCCGAACGAAUACAACGGACACUCGAUGCCGCUAGUGGCCACGGGGACCCUGUUGCUCAUAUCAGGAUUCCUGUCAUUCAAUGGCGCAUCCCUGGGCCAUAUUACCAAACCUGGUGACGGAGUCAUAGUGGCCAAUAGCGUGGCUAACACAAUUUUCGGCGGCAGUGGCGCGGCAGUGGUCAUACUGAUUAUGGCCAAAGCUGGUCUGGUUGGCGAGUCUAGGUGGCCGUUCGCGAUGACCAUAAACGCCGUCUUGAACGGAAUGGUAUCGGUGUGCGGAGGUGUCAACCAGUACACACACUUUUCUGCAGUGAUGGUCGGCAUGAUUGGUUGUAUCAUUUACUUAGUAUUGCAAUGGGUUGUUCCACGUUUAAAAGUGGACGAUCCGCUGGAAACUACUGCCGUCCAUUUUGGAGGUGGAUUGUGGGGAGUGAUAGCUACACCGCUUUUUGUGGAAGGAGGAUUUUGGAACAAUCCCGAUUCUAUGCCUCUAUUGAAAUCGAAUCUAAUUGGCGCUGGAUCUAUUAUUGUAUGGUCAGUAGUAAACAGUGCAAUAUUGUUUGGAUUCCUUAGAGUGUUUGACUUGCUCCGAGUGUCCAAAGAAAAAGAGAUUAUCGGUUUGGACAUGAGUCUUCACAAGGAACAAGCAUACCCAGUGACAAACAUUUUUAUUGAAAACGGACAUAAAAAUAGCAACAAAACCACAGUCAUCAGACAUGCCUACGACAAUGUGGCGAUGCAACACACCCUCCAACAGUGA